AUGGCGCCAGUAAAAGUAGAUAUAUGGUCAGACUUUGUAUGUCCAUUUUGCUAUUUAGGGUGGCGCAAAUUACAAGCUGCUAUUGAGCAAAGUGGCUUGGAGGUUGACCUAGAGUGGCAUUCGUACGAAUUAAACCAGACUGCUCCACCUUGCUAUGAAGGCACUUUGCCGGAGUUUUUAGCCGAAAUCAUGGGGGGCGAGCCCGUAGAGCGAGUGGAGGCGUCGCUUGAUAUUCUAUCCGAGAAAAUGAAAGAAUGGGGUAUCGAAUAUAACUGGAAGGAUGCGAAGAAUGGAAAUACUUUCAAUGCACAUCGCAUGUCUAAACUGGCUUUCGAAAAGGGAUUAGGCAAAGAGUAUCGAGAACGCAUGUAUAAGGCGGUACACAUUGACGGUCUUCCAAUUGGAGAAAAAGAAGUUUUACGAAAGCUUUCUAUUGAAGUAGGCCUUUCAGAAAAGGAAGUCGACGAGGUACUCGACGGCAUCGUGUACACCCAGGAAGUACGAGCCGACGAGUACGACGGAAUAGAACGACAAAUUCAAGCUGUUCCACAUUACGUCUUCAGUAACAAUAUUGUCAUAUCUGGCGCCGCAAGUAAAGAGCGUUUUCUCGCUGCGCUGCUGGGCAGAGACUGCAAUGGAGAGGGAACUGAAUGGCAACCGACCCCAAAUUGUAGUGCCAACUUGCACAACACUGGUGGUUGA
Molecule: messenger RNA, 702 nt
Organism: Wickerhamiella sorbophila
Lineage: Eukaryota; Fungi; Ascomycota; Dipodascomycetes; Dipodascales; Trichomonascaceae
Exons: 1
Coding region: 1-702 (233 amino acids)
Molecular function (GO): oxidoreductase activity
Source: RefSeq, a predicted model, not a curated record